Molecule: messenger RNA, 1075 nt
Organism: Aureobasidium pullulans EXF-150
Lineage: Eukaryota; Fungi; Ascomycota; Dothideomycetes; Dothideales; Saccotheciaceae
Product: Arabinanase/levansucrase/invertase
Exons: 4
Coding region: 1-972 (323 amino acids)
Biological process (GO): carbohydrate metabolic process
Molecular function (GO): hydrolase activity, hydrolyzing O-glycosyl compounds
Source: RefSeq, a predicted model, not a curated record
AUGAAGUUUGCCUCAGCUGUUCUUUUGGCCCUCAGUGCUGUUUCUACUGCACUCGCGGCUUCAUUCACCAACCCUUUGAGAGCCAAAGAUGGAUCCGACCCUUUCAUCGUGUACUCUGGCGAUGGAUACUACUACCUCUUGACAACUGAAUGGACCAACAUUCAAGUCACAAGAUCCAAAACUCUUGGUGGUCUCAAGACUGGCGAGACGAAGGUUGUUUGGCAAGACAGCACUGCCUCUCGUUGUUGCAACGUCUGGGCACCCGAGGUACACUGGAUUAACAACGCGUGGUACAUAUACUACAGCGCUUCGAACAAGGAUGAUCUCGGUACCCAGCGCAUCCAUGUGCUUAAGGGCGGAUCUGCCAUCUUUGAUACAUACGCGUACGCUGGCCAACUCUUCAACGAAUGGAGCAUCGAUGGUACCGUUCUUCGCUUCUCUGAUAAGAACUACUUUGUCUACUCCUGCCAGCGCACCAACCUCCAAUCACUCUGCAUUGCUCCAAUGAACUCACCAACCUCCGUCGGAACCCCAAAGACCUUGUCACAACCCACUCUUGCAUGGGAGAAGAUUGGCGAGUUCCCUGUCAACGAAGGGCCUGCUGCGCUCUAUCAUGGGGGAAAGACGUUCUUGACAUACUCGGCAAGUUACUGCUGGACUAGCUCUUACCAGCUCGGUCUUUUGACCUACAAGGGUAGUGGAGACCCCACUUUGUCAGCAAGCUGGACCAAAAGUGGUCCUGUAUUCAGCUCUGCCAACGGAAACUAUGGUACCGGACACAACGGAUUCUUCAACAGCCCCGAUGGAAAAGAGGUGUGGAACGUCUACCACGCUACUGCCAACUCUGCUGGUGCAUGUGAUGGAAACAGAUAUACUGAAGCUCAAAGGGUCGACUGGAACUCUGAUGGAAGCCCCAACUUCGGCAAGGCUGUCAAGCUCGGCACCACUCUCAAUGGCCCCUCUGGCGAGUAGGCGUGCAGAAAACAGAGCUAGAGAAGUUCUCCUGUAGAUGUUGAACUUCUGAAGGCGAAAUAGACGGACCAUGAACAGAGAAGAAGAUGAAACACAUGGUGUU